AUGGUACUCGCAUUCCGGGAGAUGCCUAACGGGCAUAGUGCUGUGCGGAUUGCGGAGGUGGUGGAGGAGGUGAUGGAGGAGGUGAUGGAGGAGGUGGUGGAGGAGGUGGUGGAGGAGGUGGUGGAGGAGGUGGUGGAGGAAUGGAAGUUGGAGACGCGUUGCCUCGGUCUCAUGACCGACAACGCGUCUUCCAACGUUGCGGCCCUCCGUUUGCUCUCUGAGGAGGGCGUGCGCAAGCUGUACUUCCACGAGUGCGCGCACUUUAGCGCACACACAUUCCGCCUUAGUGGGAGGGUGGUGGCCGGGGUGCGAGUGGUGGAGGUGGAGGAGGAGGAGGAGGAGGAGGAGGAGGAGGAGGAGGAGGAGGAGGAGGAGGAGGAGGAGGAGGAGGAGGAGGAGGAGGAGGAGGAGGAGGAGGAGGAGGAGGAGGAGGAGGAGGAGGAGGAGGAGGAGGAGGAGGAGGAGGAGGAGGGGGGGGUGGAGGAAGAAGAGGACGGGGGAAGGGGUUGGCUGGAGAAUGGGUUGGCUGGAGAAUGGGUUGGCUGGAGAAUGGGUUGGCUGGAGAAUGGGUUGGCUGGAGAAUGGGUUGGCUGGAGAAUGGGUUGGCUGGAGAAUGGGUUGGCUGGAGAAUGGGUUGGGGUGGAGAAUGGGUUGGCUGGAGAAUGGGUUGGGGUGGAGAAUGGGUUGGCUGGAGAAUGGGUUGGGUGGAGAAUGGGUUGGCUGGAGAAUGGGUUGGGCUGGAGAAUGGGUUGGCUGGAGAAUGGGUUGGCUGGAGAAUGGGUUGGCUGGAGAAUGGGUUGGCUGGAGAAUGGGUUGGCUGGAGAAUGGGUUGGCUGGAGAAUGGGUUGGCUGGAGAAUGGGUUGGCUGGAGAAUGGGUUGGCUGGAGAAUGGGUUGGCUGGAGAAUGGGUUGGCUGGAGAAUGGGUUGGCUGGAGAAUGGGUUGGCUGGAGAAUGGGUUGGCUGGAGAAUGGGUUGGGUGGAGAAUGGGUUGGCUGGAGAAUGGGUUGGCUGGAGAAUGGGUUGGCUGGAGAAUGGGUUGGCUGGAGAAUGGGUUGGCUGGAGAAUGGGUUGGGCUGGAGAAUGGGUUGGCUGGAGAAUGGGUUGGCUGGAGAAUGGGUUGGCUGGAGAAUGGGUUGGCUGGAGAAUGGGUUGGCUGGAGAAUGGGUUGGCUGGAGAAUGGGUUGGCUGGAGAAUGGGUUGGCUGGAGAAUGGGUUGGCUGGAGAAUGGGUUGGCUGGAGAAUGGUUCGUAGGGGGCGCCUUCCGUUGCGCGCAACACAUCACGCGCUGGAAAGGGCUGAAACGGAAGGACGUCCGUCUUUGCAAGGCGCCUAUCCCUUCUGCUGACCGCGGCGCCGUCCGCGAAUUGUACGGAGGCAAACACGCCCGCAGGGAAGGGAAGAAGAAGGCGGAGGAGAUGGCGAUCGAGGCGUGUGCGGGUGGAGCGAAGAAGCAGUGCAUCGAAGACUUCUACGGGGAAGGGGCGUCGUGUGCGAAGGAAUCGGCAGACGACGCCAUCUGCCUCAUGUGGGCGGCACUUCACCUCCCGGAGCAUCUCGCCGAUCACCCUCUCUGGCGCAACGCUGUGCGCUGCAUCACGGACGCGGGCCAUGGCUACGUUCCCCUGAAGCGGCGGUAUGUUGGUGGCGCCGGCCUUGCGCGCUGCCGCGAAAAGAUCGAGAGGGGGCUCGCUCCCAUCACUGCGAGCUGGAAGCGGGAUGGCGUGACGAUAGGCUCGGACAUGAUGACGGACAAAAGUGGCCGUCCCCAAGCCAACAUCCUGCUCAUCAACGAUUCCGGUGCAGUGUUCACCGAAAGCAUCGACUGUAAGUUGGAGACGAAGACGGGAGGCUACAUUGCAUCCGUUUUGCGCCCGAUCAUUGAGAAGGUGGGGCCCGCCAACAUAGUUGCGUUAUGCAUGGAUGGGGGCAGUAAUUAUGCGGCUGCAUGUAGGGAACUCAUGCUUGAGUAUCCUCACAUUGAGCAUGUGCCGUGCGCUACUCACGUCAUGGAUCUGCUCAUGGAGGACAUUGGGAAAAUGGAUUGGGCGAAGGACAUUGUGGCUAAGGCGGGGGUGAUUAUUACCUUUGUGCGUGCCCACCAUUUCACCAAAGGUUACAUGCGAAGCCCGCAAGUGAAGGGAGGGAAGGGGAAGCAGGUGCUGAAGCCGGCGGGCACCAGAUUUGGCACGCAAUUCAUCGCGGUGCAGCGGCUUUGCGAGGUGCGGAGUGCAUUGACGCAGAUGGUGCUGAGCCCGGAGUGGCAGGCUUGGGCGAAGGGGAGGAAGCCGCCGGUCGAGCCCUUCGCAACCAUGAUCAUGGAUGCCGUGUGGUGGAAAGGUGCGGAGUUCUUCGUCGCCCUCCUGAAGAUCCCCUUUGUCGUCAUGCGCAAGACCGACUCGACGGCCAAGGGCAUGAUGGGCAGGAUGUACGAUCUGAUGCUGCAGCUCACGGAAGACAUCAAUGCGAAGCUGGAGGAGGAGGAGGCGGGAUUGGUGCUGUCCAGCAGUGAACGCACGGAGGUGACCAACAUCGUCCAAAAGCGCUGGGACCAUAGCAUGGCGUGUGCCAUGCACGUGGUUGGCCGGAUCCUCAACCCGGUCAACCAAGAGGAAGGCAUCUUCCGCACCGACCUGGAGUGUACUCGCGUCUUCAAAGCGUUUGUCGCUCGUCACUACGCAGGGCGGACCGUCACGCGCAAGGAUGGCGAGGAGCUGCGCGCAUCCCACGGGGCUGAGUGGGUGACGGUUCUCCCGGGGAACAUCCCUGAGGCCUCCCUGCCGGAAGGGCACAACGAGGUUCUGGAGGAGGAUGAGGAGGAGGGGGAGGAGGAUGAGCUGGAGGAUGAGUACAAAAUGGGUUGGCUGGAGAAUGGGUUGGGGUGGAGAAUGGGUUGGCUGGAGAAUGGGUUGGCUGGAGAAUGGGUUGGCUGGAGAAUGGGUUGGCUGGAGAAUGGGUUGGCUGGAGAAUGGGUUGGGGUGGAGAAUGGGUUGGCUGGAGAAUGGGUUGGGGUGGAGAAUGGGUUGGCUGGAGAAUGGGUUGGGGUGGAGAAUGGGUUGGCUGGAGAAUGGGUUGGGGUGGAGAAUGGGUUGGCUGGAGAAUGGGUUGGGGUGGAGAAUGGGUUGGCUGGAGAAUGGGUUGGCUGGAGAAUGGGUUGGCUGGAGAAUGGGUUGGCUGGAGAAUGGGUUGGCUGGAGAAUGGGUUGGCUGGAGAAUGGUGAGAGAAUGGGUUGGCUGGAGAAUGGGUUGGCUGGAGAAUGGGUUGGCUGGAGAAUGGGUUGGCUGGAGAAUGGGUUGGCUGGAGAAUGGGUUGGCUGGAGAAUGGGUUGGCUGGAGAAUGGGUUGGCUGGAGAAUGGGUUGGCUGGAGAAUGGGUUGGCUGGAGAAUGGGUUGGCUGGAGAAUGGGUUGGCUGGAGAAUGGGUUGGCUGGAGAAUGGGUUGGCUGGAGAAUGGGUUGGCUGGAGAAUGGGUUGGCUGGAGAAUGGGUUGGCUGGAGAAUGGGUUGGCUGGAGAAUGGGUUGGCUGGAGAAUGGGUUGGCUGGAGAAUGGGUUGGCUGGAGAAUGGGUUGGCUGGAGAAUGGGUUGGCUGGAGAAUGGGUUGGCUGGAGAAUGGGUUGGCUGGAGAAUGGGUUGGCUGGAGAAUGGGUUGGAUGGCUGGAGAAUGGGUUGGCUGGAGAAUGGGUUGGCUGGAGAAUGGGUUGGCUGGAGAAUGGGUUGGCUGGAGAAUGGGUUGGCUGGAGAAUGGGUUGGCUGGAGAAUGGGUUGGCUGGAGAAUGGGUUGGCUGGAGAAUGGGUUGGCUGGAGAAUGGGUUGGCUGGAGAAUGGGUUGGCUGGAGAAUGGGUUGGCUGGAGAAUGGGUUGGCUGGAGAAUGGGUUGGCUGGAGAAUGGGUUGGCUGGAGAAUGGGUUGGCUGGAGAAUGGGUUGGCUGGAGAAUGGGUUGGCUGGAGAAUGGGUUGGCUGGAGAAUGGGUUGGCUGGAGAAUGGGUUGGCUGGAGAAUGGGUUGGCUGGAGAAUGGGUUGGCUGGAGAAUGGGUUGGCUGGAGAAUGGGUUGGCUGGAGAAUGGGUUGGCUGGAGAAUGGGUUGGCUGGAGAAUGGGUUGGCUGGAGAAUGGGUUGGCUGGAGAAUGGGUUGGCUGGAGAAUGGGUUGGCUGGAGAAUGGGUUGGCUGGAGAAUGGGUUGGCUGGAGAAUGGGUUGGCUGGAGAAUGGGUUGGCUGGAGAAUGGGUUGGCUGGAGAAUGGGUUGGCUGGAGAAUGGGUUGGCUGGAGAAUGGGUUGGCUGGAGAAUGGGUUGGCUGGAGAAUGGGUUGGCUGGAGAAUGGGUUGGCUGGAGAAUGGGUUGGCUGGAGAAUGGGUUGGCUGGAGAAUGGGUUGGCUGGAGAAUGGGUUGGCUGGAGAAUGGGUUGGCUGGAGAAUGGGUUGGCUGGAGAAUGGGUUGGCUGGAGAAUGGGUUGGCUGGAGAAUGGGUUGGCGAGGACGAGGAGGAGAGGGGCAGGAGGCUUCAAGGCUCCUCCAAGCCCUCUCUCCCUCUCUAGUUUCUGCCCUCUCUGAACCUCCCGUCUCCGCCGUCCAUCCCUUCUUUAAGCGAACCCCCUCCCAUCCCUUCUUUAAGCGAACCCCCUCCCAUCCCUUCUUUAAGCGAACCCCCUCCCAUCCCUUCUUUAAGCGAACCCCCUCCCAUCCCUUCUUUAAGCGAACCUCCUCCCAUCCCUUCUUUAAGCGAACCCCCUCCCAUCCCUUCUUUAAGCGAACCCCCUCCCAUCCCUUCUUUAAGCGAACCCCCUCCCAUCCCUUCUUUAAGCGAACCCCCUCCCAUCCCUUCUUUAAGCGAACCCCCUCCAUCCCUUCUUUAAGCGAACCCCCUCCCAUCCCUUCUUUAAGCGAACCCCCUCCCAUCCCUUCUUUAAGCGAACCCCCUCCCAUCCCUUCUUUAAGCGAACCCCCUCCCAUCCCUUCUUUAAGCGAACCCCCUCCCAUCCCUUCUUUAAGCGAACCCCCUCCCAUCCCUUCUUUAAGCGAACCCCCUCCCAUCCCUUCUUUAAGCGAACCCCCUCCCAUCCCUUCUUUAAGCGAACCCCCUCCCAUCCCUUCUUUAAGCGAACCCCCUCCCAUCCCUUCUUUAAGCGAACCCCCUCCCAUCCCUUCUUUAAGCGAACCCCCUCCCAUCCCUUCUUUAAGCGAACCCCCUCCCAUCCCUUCUUUAAGCGAACCCCCUCCCAUCCCUUCUUUAAGCGAACCCCCUCCCAUCCCUUCUUUAAGCGAACCCCCUCCCAUCCCUUCUUUAAGCGAACCCCCUCCCAUCCCUUCUUUAAGCGAACCCCCUCCCAUCCCUUCUUUAAGCGAACCCCCUCCCAUCCCUUCUUUAAGCGAACCCCCUCCCAUCCCUUCUUUAAGCGAACCCCCUCCCAUCCCUUCUUUAAGCGAACCCCCUCCCAUCCCUUCUUUAAGCGAACCCCCUCCCAUCCCUUCACUAAACCCAUCCCCACCUUCCCUUCUUAGGAUCCCUUCCACUCCCUGCCAUCCCUUCCCCCCCUCUCCUCUUCUCUUCCCUGCCUACAUGCCUGUUAUCAACCACUCACAUGCCUGUUACCACUCACAUGCCUGUUACCACUCACAUCAUGCCUGUUAUCACUCCCAUGCUUGUUACCACUUACAAGGCCGUUAUCAUGCCCUGGGAAUUGCACGAGAUGUUUUUCGCCUUGCUGCAGUCCCCACCAACCACCCAGCCGUCAAACGUUUUGUUCCACGCCUUCUGACAGUCCAGCAGCACUUGCGCUGGCGGCAGGAGGGGGGGAGGGCAGGGCGUGAACGAGAGGAGAGAGAGCCAAGGAGUGAGAGAAUGAGAGAGAGGAGCGUGGACAUGAGAGGAGCGUGGACAUGA
Closterium sp. NIES-65 is the source of this 5877-nucleotide messenger RNA. Lineage: Eukaryota; Viridiplantae; Streptophyta; Zygnematophyceae; Desmidiales; Closteriaceae. The record is from the annotation of a GenBank genome assembly.